AUGAAAUCGGAUUUUAGGUUUUCUAAUUUGCUGGGAACUGUUUAUAGACAGGGAAACGUGAUUUUUUCAAAUGAUGGGAACCAAUUGCUUUCACCAGUUGGUAAUAGGGUAUCCGUAUUCGAUUUAAUCAACAAUAAAUCAUUUACUUUCGAAUAUGAACAUAGGAAAAAUAUCUCCAGAAUUGAUUUAAAUAAGCAGGGUACUUUGCUUUUAUCUGUAGAUGAGGAUGGGCGCGGUAUUUUGGUAAAUUUUAAAGCUAGAAAUGUCAUACAUCAUCUAAACUUCAAGGAUAAGGUUAAUGACCUGAAAUUCUCACCAGAUGGGAAAAUGUUUGCAUUGGCAUGCGGUAGAUUUAUUCAGAUUUGGAGAACACCAAUUGUUAGCGAAGAUAUGCAGUUUGCGCCUUUUGUGCGUUAUAGGGUUCAUGCUGGUCAUUUUGCAGAUGUACUGUCGCUGACAUGGUCGAAAGACUGUCGGUUUAUCAUCUCUACAUCGAAGGAUAUGACCGCAAGGAUAUGGUCUAUUGAUUCUGAAGAAAAGAAUCUUGCAUGUACAACUUUUUCAGGCCAUCGCGACUAUGUUGUGAAUGCAUUUUUCAGUGACAAUCAAGAAAUUAUAUAUACAGUGAGUAAGGACGGAGCAUUAUUCCAGUGGGAGUUUACCAAAAAGCCAAGCGAGGCUGGAAGUGAUGAUGAGGAAAGUGAUAGUGAGGAGGUUGAUCUCUCUAAGUACAGCUGGAGGAUAACUAAGAAGAAUUACUUCUAUGCAAAAGAGGCCAAGGUGAAGUGUACUACAUUUCACCCUAAAUCGAAUAUCCUCACGGUGGGAUUUAAUAACGGUGAGUUUAGACUUUACGAGCUGCCGCACUUUACUCUGCUCCAACAGCUUUCUAUGGGCCAGAAUGCCGUGAAUACUGUUUCUAUGAACGAAUCUGGCUACUGGUUAGCAUUUGGUUCCAGUAAACUGGGCCAACUCUUGGUCUAUGAGUGGCAGUCGGAGUCUUACAUUUUGAAGCAACAAGGCCAUUUUGAUUCCAUGAAUGCAUUGUGUUACUCUCCAGAUGGGACUAAGAUUGUGACUGCUGCUGACGACGGUAAGAUAAAAGUUUGGGAUGUUGCCUCUGGGUUCUGCCUUGCUACAUUCACUGAGCAUGUUUCAGUGGUUACCGGUGUGCAGUUUGCAAAGAAAGGUCAAGUCAUGUUCUCAUCUUCCAAAGAUGGUACUGUGAGGGCGUGGGAUUUAAUCAGAUAUCGUAAUUUCAGAACAUUUACGGCUACUGAUCGGAUCCAAUUCAACUGUUUAGCAGUCGAUCCUAGUGGUGAAAUUGUUUGUGCAGGAUCAUUGGACAACUUUGAUAUACAAGUGUGGUCUGUGCUAACUGGUCAGUUGCUAGACACCCUUUCAGGACAUGAGGGUCCCGUGUCAUGCCUUGCAUUUAGCAAUGAGAACAGUGUCUUGGCUUCUGCAUCAUGGGACAAAACUAUUAGAAUAUGGUCCAUUUUUGGUAGGUCCCAACAGGUGGAACCUAUAGAAGUAUUUGGUGAUGUGCUGGCUCUGUCUAUUAGACACGAUGGUGAGCAAGUUGCCGUAUCUACACUAAAUGGUCAGAUCACAAUCUUUGAUGUUACUAAUGCCAGACAGAUCGGAAAUAUUGACUGCAGAAAAGACAUCAUUGGUGGUAGGCAUUUAGAAGACCGUUUUACUGCUAAGAAUUCCGCCAGAUCCAAAUACUUUACCACUAUCAACUAUAGUUUUGACGGAUUAGCAAUUGUUGCCGCUGGUAACAACAAUUCCAUAUGUCUGUAUGAUGUGACAAAUGAGGUGCUUAUUAAAAGAUUCAUAGUUUCUAGAAAUAUGACCUUAAACGGAACACUGGAGUUCUUGAAUUCCAGUAGAAUGACUGAUGCAGGCACUAUAGAUUUGAUAGACCAGGAUGCAGAAAACUCUGAUCUCGAAGACCGUAUUGACAACAGUCUUCCAGGUUCCCAGAGGGGAGGCGAUCUUUCGACAAGAAGAGUGAGGCCGGAAAUCCGAGUUACGUCAGUUCAAUUUGCACCAACCGCAAAUGCAUUUGCUGCAGCUUCUACCGAAGGAUUGCUGAUUUACUCUGUGGACGAAAGUAUAAUGUUUGACCCAUUUGAUCUAGACGUCGACAUAACACCCCAAGCUACUAUUGAAUGCUUGAACAAAAAGGAGUUCCUACACGCAUUGGUCAUGGCUUUCAGAUUAAACGAAUCCUACUUAAUUAAUAAGGUUUAUGAGGCUAUUCCACCAAAAGAAAUAGAACUUGUGAGCAAUAACUUGCCCAUAGUGUAUGUUCCAAAGAUUUUGAAUUUCAUCGGCGAAUUUGCAAUGGAAUCGCAGCAUUUAGAGUUUAAUCUGCUAUGGGUGAGAGGCUUACUUACUGCCCAUGGCAAAUAUAUCCUCUCGCACAAGCAUGAAUUUGUCAGUUCUCUGAGAGCAAUUCAAAGAUUCAUAGCAAGAAUUGCUAAAGAUGUCGUUUCCGCCUCCAAAGAUAACGAGUAUGCUAUGAAGUUCCUAACUAGUACAGAUGGUAGUAUUCGCACUGAGGAGAACGGAAUGGAACUAAUAUCAGUUGAGUCUGACGAGGAACUACAACAAGUCUCUGAUGAAGAAGAUGAGGAGGGCUGGCAAGGAUUUAGCGAUAAAGAAAACAAUCUGCCAUUACCUGAUGAUGAAUCAGAUGAUGAAUUGAUAUAA
Molecule: messenger RNA, 2721 nt
Organism: Eremothecium sinecaudum
Lineage: Eukaryota; Fungi; Ascomycota; Saccharomycetes; Saccharomycetales; Saccharomycetaceae
Gene: PWP2
Product: snoRNA-binding rRNA-processing protein PWP2
Exons: 1
Coding region: 1-2721 (906 amino acids)
Biological process (GO): ribosomal small subunit assembly; maturation of SSU-rRNA from tricistronic rRNA transcript (SSU-rRNA, 5.8S rRNA, LSU-rRNA)
Cellular component (GO): small-subunit processome; Pwp2p-containing subcomplex of 90S preribosome
Molecular function (GO): protein binding
Source: RefSeq, a predicted model, not a curated record